GCCGCCGGGAGCGGGGGUGGGGCCUGUUUGAACCGUUGGCCGCUCGGCCUGGCCGGCUCGGCUCGGCGCUGCGCGGGGCGGCCUCUCCCCGCUGAGGGGGGCCGGGACCCGCCGGCCCGGCCCCCCCUCCCCGUCCCGGGAGCUGCGGAGAGCCAGGUUACUUUGUGUUCUUUCAAAAUGGAUGGUGAAGAGGAAAUAUGGGAAAAACUAGACGCAGAAUUUGAUCACUGUGUUGUGGAUAUGAAGCCUCAUGUUCUGAAGCUACAGCAUAGGUCAGAACGACAAAGAUGUGCACUGUGGAUUAAAAAAUUAUGCGAACCCUCAGGAGCAGGCACAGGAGUAGCGGGAAGGAAGAAUCGGAACCUAUAUGCAAAACUUUUGCUCCACAUGCUAAAGCGGGGUGUACUGGAAGGUCCUUUUACACAUAAACCAGAACCAGGAAUUCUGAAAACUUUACCUUCAUACAUGUCAAUUUAUUUUGAUGAACCAAAUUCAACAAGAGUUCGGAGUAGUAGCCCAGACUGCUUACCUGACUGGGUAAUGGGAGAACUAGGAAACAGUGACUCCAAGCAUGAGGAAUCGUGGAAGGUGUCUUCUAAAGGGGAAUCAUCUUUAGCAACGCCACUUACAUAUGGACCUCAGAUAUUAUGGUGGCAAAGCACAGUGGUCACAAGGGAAAGAUUCAAGUACAAUGAGAAACCAUCAUUGAGAUCGCAUUCAAUGAGUCCUCCUCACCGGACAGAUGAAGAUAACUUAGCCACACCACUGUCUGACCAUCGUCAUAAAAAACCCAUUUCUUUGGAUGACAGUGACCUCGAAGCACGUCUCAAUAGUUGGAAUCUUGGGUUAGAAAAUCCAAGAUAUUUGCGGGAAAAACCAAUGCCACUGUCGUUGAUGACACCCAAAAUUGGCCUAGGAAGAAGUAGCACGUUUUGUGAUGAACAGGCACUAUUUCGAAUGCAUGAAAAAGAGCUGGACAUGAAAAUGAAAAUAGCAGAAGGUAAAUUUCAUGAAGAGAAACUUAAAUUACAGCAGAAGCACGAUACUGAUGUUCAAAAGAUUUUGGAUAGAAAGAAUGAUGAAAUAGAGGUAUUAAAGUCCCUCUACAAAAACAAACAAAAUGAAGCUGAGGAGACUAUUAGAAAACUGGAGAAAAAAGUUCAGACCCUUGUUCGUGAGUCACAAGUUGUCAGAGAAGCAAAAGAGAAGCAGAUUGUGGAGUUAAAGAAGAUGUGUGAGCAAAGCAGUGAUUCUUUGAACAAUGAGUGGGAGAAAAGGCUUCACAAUGCUGUGGCUGAGAUGGAGAAGGAGAAGUUUAAUAUCCGGAAGAAGCACACAGAAGAUAUGCAGGAACUGCUUGAGGACACCAAUGCUCGUCUUAGCAAAAUGGAGGAAGAUUAUUUGGAACAGAUAAAGUCAACUAACCAGACAGUCAAAAAACUGGAGGCUCGCGUCCAGCAGUUGACUGUUGAAGCUGAAAAUAGUAAUUUACAGCGUCAAAAAUUAUCUCAAGAAAAGACUGUUGCAGAACAACGUUACCAGGCGGUAUUCUCUGAACUUCAGGAAAUGAAAGCAAGGCACGGCUCACUUCAGAAAGACAAGGACCAUAUUAUACAGGAAUUUGAGGAGAACAUUCAGCAACUACAAAGUAAAUAUGAUGUCGAUAUAAAUUUUAUAAAGCAGGAACAUGCACUCUCUGCAGCUAAGGCAUCUGAUGCAAUUGAAGAACUACAGCAUAGUGUGUCUCUGUUAAAACAACAAUUACAAGAUUCAGAACGUCAAAGACAGCAACAGCUGAGGGAUCAAGAAUACAAGCUUCAACAAGAAAAACUUCACUUGGAGCGUGUAUAUGAAAAACAGAUACAUGGCAUCCGGAAUGAUCUUGAUAAAGAAAGAGGGGAUGCUCAAAAGAAAAUUCGCAAACUGGAAGAGUCUUUGAAGGAGAAGGAGGAGCAGCUGACUCGGGUGACAGAGGUACAGAGGCUGCAGGCCCAGCAGGCAGAUGCUGCCCUGGAGGAGUUUAAGCGGCAGGUGGAGCUGAACUCAGAAAAAGUCUAUGCUGAAAUGAAACAGCAGAUGGAAAAGGUUGAAGCAGAUCUAAGCAGAUCAAAAUCGCUCCGGGAAAAGCAAUCCAAAGAAUUCUCCUGGCAAUUGGAAGAGCUCAAGCAAAGAUACGAGCAACAGAUAGUGGAGCUGAAGCUGGAGCAUGAACAGGAGAAGACGCACCUAUUCCAGCAGCACAACGCAGAGAAGGACUGCCUGGUCCGAGACCAUGAACGGGAAAUCGAGAAACUGGAAAAACAGCUUCGCGCUGCCAUGGCAGAGCACGAGAGUAAAACUCAAGAAUGCAGGAAACGAGACGGACAGGUUAUCUGUGAUAUGGAGAACCAAAUCCACAAGCUAAGGGAAGAACUUAUUCAGGUAAACGCUCAACGGAAGCAACAGCUGCUGGAGCUGAGCCAUCAGUGGGAAGAGGAGAAGGAGAGGGCAGCUCGCGACCACGAGACAGCGGUCAAUAAGCUGAAAGUGGAGGCAGAAAAAAUGACAUUAGACCUGAAAAAGAUACAUGUGGCAGAAACAGAGAAGGCCUUGGACAAGGCAAACAGCCGGCUGAGGCAGACUGAGAAAGAGUACAGUCAGAAGCUGGCUAAAUCCUCGCAGAUCAUAGCUGAACUUAAGACAACCAUUUCCUCUCUGACAGAGGAGAACAGCCGGCAGCAGCUUGCCGCAGAGCAGCAGCUCCAGGAAGUUGUACAAAAGUUUGAAGAUAAGAAGCAGCAGCUGAUUACAGAUAAUGACAGAGCAAUCAAGGUCUCCGCUCCAUCCUGAAUCAUAUGGAAAUGUGCAUUUGCAAGUCAAGUUUGGCAUUGCUGUGGACUCAUUUGCUAGCACCUGUCUCUAAUGAUCCAGCCUUCGUGGCGUAUGUGAGAAGGCUGAUGUCCCUUCUCUCUCUUUAACUUGCUGUUUGCGAAACCUGCCUCUGCAGAGGACAAGCUUAUUUGUGCUUCCUUAUCAGAUCCUGAAACAAAAUCAAGAUUUAUGCAACUUUAACAAUACUGGAAUUCUUAGUUCUUUGACACUGCACUAUAUAUUGUUUUUCCUGCAGUUUAUGUCUCAUUUGUGAUAAGGAAAAGUUUUUGAGUGUGCAUAAAGUAGCUGGAAAGCUCUGCUCUUUGUGCUGCACAGGUCUAAUGAGAGACGUUAGUGUGUAGCUGCACAAAUGAGAAACCGGUGGUGCUUUAGAACUUGAUCUGUUUUCUGUUAUUUUUAAUGCUUUUGCAUUUUAAAAAUGUCAUCCAUAUAAGAAUAUUUGGAACUACUUACAUAUAAAAAAAGUAAGAGAAAAUGAAAAGAGCCUGCCUUGCUUUUAGAUGUGCCAAACAGGUUUGGCAGUCAUUUGCUUAGCAUUGAUCAAGCGCUGCUCAGCCGGUCAAACCCUCGUAGCAUUUUCUACCUGUGCAGAAACAUUCGCACCAAGCCUUUCUGAAGUCAGAAGAUGCCGGCUGGGUUAUUUUUCUUGUUCAGACCAUUUUGGAUGAUUUGACACUUGUCAUUCAAAAGCUUGAAAAUCCUGUAGAAAAUAAACCGCAAAGAUUGUUUUGGCUCAAGGAAAACAGAAGUGGCUGUGCUGGGUCAGACUGGAGUCCUGCUGGCUCCAUUUUCUGGGACGUGGUGUCUGGUAACAGAUGCCCAGGAAAGAGUAUAAGAACAGGCUGAAGGUUUAGGGACACUUCUUCCAUAUACUGUCAUCACUCACGAUGGUCUGAGGCAAAACAUCACCCACUGUAUGGUUUCUGGGAUUGGUGUACCUGUUGGGAGUAUUUUAACUGGCUUGACAUCACCCUGUGGGAGCUUCUUAGAAGAAAAAGCAGAGGGAUAUCUUGGGGAUGCUGGUGAGGUUCACAAGUAACUCAACAAAAACUUCUGCGGUGUGGCACUGAGGUCCUCUCCUGUCUGCAUUUUCACGUAAGGCUUUUCUGCCAUAGCAGAAAGAUGCACUAACUGAAUUAGCACCGUCUUUCAGCCACCAUUCAGUCAAAAAAGACCAAAAAAAUAUCAAAACUCCAUUGAAAUCAGAUCUGCUUUGUCACAACUGUGAUAAGAGCUCUCGACAUUCCACAGAACUGUAUCUGAGAGACAGCAAUAGCGUUGGCAAUCGUUUUUCUCCUUCUCAUCCUCUUCCUAGUUUACCUGUAUGUAAAUUACACCUAAUUUAUUACCUGUAUUGGUGAAAUUAUCAGCGUCAAAAGAUCAAAUGUAGGACAUCUGUUUUAAGUGCAGCCAAGCAGUUUCCUGUUGCAGUGAUGCUCCUGUCAGGGGUCUCUACUGGGCAGUUCUCAGCCUGAUCUUACCAGGGCUGGCUUGGAGGGGCACAGACCUGCUGGAAGUUUGCAGACCAAGAUCAUCCAACAUGCAUCGGUACUCAGCUAUGCAACCAGUGUGGCUUUUAAGGGAAGCACGGCCAAUAAAUUUAAGCUAAACAAAUGCUUAAUUUUUUUAUUGAUGAUUCCAGUUUAGCAAAAAAGAUUACUUUAGAGCUAAAGAAAUAGGGUGGUGGGUACUAGAAAUAAGUUAUGCAGGAAUUAGAGUAAAAUGUUUUGAACAGUAAGCUAGCAGAAAUAUUUCAAUAGGAGCCUGAUACUGUUCUUUGCUACGUGUGUACAUGUCUAUUUAAAAUAUUCUAUACUAGUAUUCUAGAGCUCUAAAAUGGAAAGAAAAACUUCUGAAGAGGCUGAAAUAUAUCCUACCCAUGUCUAAUUUUGAAAAAAAUAUGAACUUAAAGGAUUUUAGAAAUGUUUAGAAACAUUGGCAUUAUGACAGCAACUAUCUCUGUCAUAACGUCAUAUGAUUAACUAGAUCAGAAACAUUCUGGGACGUUCUGAUCAGUUAUGUUAAUGUGUCUUUUAAAAAGUAUAAAGGCAAUGCUCUAUAAAAUAGAUACUUGAAAAACAGUUUUCAUUUUCCUCAGGCUAGUGAGAUUAGAGUUUCGUAAUCUGUUUGACCAGCUGCAGAGGACGUUCUUUUUCAUUUUUUCUUUUUAAGUAAAUGAGCUUCAUCUCAACAUGAUUAAAAAAAAAGAAGGAAUCAAGCUUCAAAAAUGCUCCGUGUUCACACAUACUCUUAAAUGGGAGCAAAUGCAUUAUCAUGUCUUGUUGCAAAUGUAAUUGGGUUGGAGGUCAUGAAAGACUUUGAAUAAAAGAAUUUCCAAGUUUCCAAGUGUGCGUCCACCCCAUCAAGAAUCAUCCCUUUUUUGGCUUACAGACAUAAUUUCAGAAGAUACUACUUUACUGUCUCACAUCCUGCAUGUACUGAGUGUGCAGGCACUGUUGAGUCAAGCUCACGCUUGUUCAGUUCAAAAAGCAGCGGUUUGCCUUGCGAGUUAGUGUUGUUGAUUAAGGUUACUUUGAAAGGUAUAAAGGCAUUAUUAGAUUUCUUUUUUUGUGUGUGUGUAUAAGAGAAUGUGUGUUAUUUUAUCUAAUGGGGAGAAUUCCAGCAAUAUUGGGCAGUCUGCUAGUUCGUUGCACAAAAUUAAUAGCUUUUCUUUUGUUCUUACUGGGAAUCAGAUUAGCCCAUUGACUAGAAAUAUCUAUCUGACCCUUUCAUAUUUACUUUUUAAAAGAGCAUAGCAACAUGAGAUGUUUUGUAAAGCCUGUUAGAAAUGUUUAUAUUUCCAGGUCUUCAUGCAUCUGUGACAAGGAAUGCAUUUUAAGGAGACAUUUGUAGAGCACCAGGGGUCUACUGGAACCGCUGGUCUGUCUCCAGGUGUAAAGUUUCUGAACACCCACUUAAAGUGGCAGUUUGGUGAUAAACUUAGUUGGGAACGAAGCCCCCAGCGGUGAGAAGAUUGCCUUGUUCAGCAAGCGAUUGAUAAAUAUGCUUUAUCAUGAAUCAGAUGUUCUCUAAAUCAUCGCAGGAAGUUCUGCUCGAACCCCUGAUGUUUGUUUUUGUAGAGCUGUUGGUAAGAAUACAGCAAGCAGCAAAACCAGAUGUUUUACUAGUUAAUUUAUAUUCACAAUAGCAGUUUUUCACUAGCACGGCAUAUCCAUUGAUGCAACGUUUUAGACGUUCUUACGACCUAGCAUCAAAAAUUCAAGAAGUUGUCUGAAAACGCUGAAGCCAAGAUCAGGUCUUCACAGGAAACCUGCUCUGAGAACAGCAGAGUCCUUGCUGUUCCCUUUGAUUGCAGAGUGUUUAAUAAAAAACAAAUUAGGAAAUGAAAAUUGUCUCGUGGAUCAAUCAGGCACAGCAGUUACGCCUGUUC
Phalacrocorax carbo (great cormorant) is the source of this 6262-nucleotide messenger RNA. Lineage: Eukaryota; Metazoa; Chordata; Aves; Suliformes; Phalacrocoracidae. The record is from RefSeq and is a predicted model, not a curated record.